Eucalyptus grandis is the source of this 1857-nucleotide messenger RNA. RefSeq names its product beta-amyrin 28-monooxygenase. Gene Ontology annotation, molecular function: oxidoreductase activity, acting on paired donors, with incorporation or reduction of molecular oxygen; heme binding; iron ion binding. The record is from RefSeq and is a predicted model, not a curated record. The transcript is spliced from 4 exons. Bases 118 to 1545 code for a protein of 475 amino acids. Gene Ontology annotation, biological process: sterol metabolic process. NCBI's taxonomy places the organism in Eukaryota, Viridiplantae, Streptophyta, Magnoliopsida, Myrtales, Myrtaceae.
AGGGCCCAACUUCAUCAGCGCCGUCCCUCGAUUGACAUUUCUUCUCUAAAAACAUUGCUCUCACUCGUUCCUCCUUGAACGAGUGGUUCACAACCUCAAGCAAAAUAUUGAAAAGCCAUGCAAGUCCCGACCCUAGUCGUCCCAGCCUUAGCUCUCCUCCUCGUCCUCGCCUUCAUCAAACUACUCAAACUCAAAACCGCCCGCCGGAACCUCCCGCCGGGGAGCUUUGGAUGGCCGAUCAUCGGUGAGAGCCUCGAGUUCCUCCGUUGCCAACGUGGCGGGCACCCAGAGAAGUUCAUCCAGGACCGGAUGAGCAAGUACGACUCCCCCGUGUUCAAGACAUCUGUGCUCGGGGAGCCGAUAGCCAUCCUAUGCGGGCCGGCAGGGAAUAAGUUCCUGUUCUCGAACGAGGGCAAGAAGGUGGCGCUGUGGUGGCCGAGCUCCGUCGAGAAGGUGUUGGGGAGGUGCCUCGUCUCCAAGGCCGGCCACGAGGCGAGGUCAGACAAGAAGAUGCUCAUGAGCUUCUUCAAUCCAGAGGCGCUCAUGAGGAGCGUUGGGGUCAUCGAUGAGAUGACCAAGGCCCAUCUCAGGACUCACUGGGAAGGCAAAGAUCAGCUGGAGGCCUACUCCAUCCUGAAGCAGCACACCUUCGACCUCGCGUGCCGGCAGUUCAUGGCCAUCACAGACCCGCAGCUCGUCUCGAGGCUUGCCGACCACUUCCACGUGUUCCUCAGGGGAGUUGUCGACCUCCCCCUCAACGUCCCAGGCACGAACUUUUACCGGUCGAAGAAAGCAGCCGAUUCCAUCAGGAAGGAGCUCCGGGUGCUGGUGAAGCAGCGCCGGGCGGAGCUGGAGAAGAAGACGGCGUCCCCUUCGCAAGACAUCAUCACGCACCUACUCGCGAACGGGGAUGAGAACGGGAAGCUCAUGCCAGAGGCGGAGAUCAUAAACAAUGUGCUGAGCCUCCUAUUCGCGGGCCACGAUACGUCCACUUCGACCCUAGUGUUCAUCAUCAAGUACCUGAGUGAGCUGCCUCAUGUACUUGAGAAGGUCGUUGCCGAGCAAAGGGAAAUCGCGGCAUCGAAGGCAAGAGGAGAGCUUCUUCACUGGGGCGAUUUGCAGAAGAUGAGAUACUCGUGGAAUGUCAUCUCAGAAGUCAUGAGGAUGACGGCGCCGGUGUACGGUGCUUUCCGCGAGGCCCUGGUUGAUUUCACGUAUGAAGGAUACACUAUUCCCAAAGGCUGGAAGUUGCACUGGAGCGCAUGCUCAACGCACAGAGACCCGGACUACUACCCGAGAUCGCUCACCUUCGACGAGUCGAGAUUCGAGGGAUCCGGGCCUGCUCCAUAUACAUACGUCCCAUUCGGAGGCGGGCCGAGGAUGUGUCUUGGGCUCGAGUUCGCGCGGGCAGAGCUACUCGUGUUCCUGCACAAUCUCGUCGAUGGAUUUCAGUGGAGUCUGGUCCAUCCCGACGAAAAAAUAAUCUACCACCUCAUGCCUAUACCGGCGAAAGGGCUUCCCAUCCGUCUUCGGCCUCGUGACUAGCUUCUUCGUUCCUUCUUCUAUGGGAGAUUAGCCACCUGAUGCCGAUGUAGUACUUAAUAAUCAAUAAGCUACUUGCUUGUUUCUGCCAUACUAUGAAGCCCGAACGCUUGGCGUCCGAGAAUAAUCGGGAAGUCCCUUAAUGUUUGUGUAUCUUACAUUUCUGAGAGCUUUCAUUCCGAUUGAUUCCCAUCGAUUAAGCUCUCUAUGCUUGGAAUAAAGGGUUUUGCUAGUAUAACAGUUUUUAAGCUACCAUGAGAAUAACUGUUUAGAGACACAAAUUCAUAAAGAAAUGAACUUCACAAUAAUUUAUAA